Macrosteles quadrilineatus (aster leafhopper) is the source of this 933-nucleotide messenger RNA. RefSeq lists its product as uncharacterized. NCBI's taxonomy places the organism in Eukaryota, Metazoa, Arthropoda, Insecta, Hemiptera, Cicadellidae. The coding region runs from base 1 to 933 and encodes 310 amino acids. The transcript has a single exon. The record is from RefSeq and is a predicted model, not a curated record.
AUGGCUGACGUAAUCGAACCUCAGUGCGAUUCUUGCGAAGUGAAGUUUUCGGACAGUGUGCGUAGAUCGCGGACUGACAUUGUCUUGUUUAUGGUUAAUCACGGUGUGAUGAGCCGGGAAAGUGCUUGCACUCGAUGUGGUAAUUUGUGCCCGCUGGUCGUGGACGAUCUUACUUUUCGUUGUCGGCGCCGGUUGUCGAUCAACAAGAAGAGAAAGCGGCAGUGCUCAUUCAACGUCUCCGCGCGGGCUGGUACCUUCCUAGAGAACUCUCAUUUAUCUGUUGAGCAGAUAUUUGUCUUCGUAUCUAUUUUUCUUCACCUGAAACCACCUCGUCAGGCCUUCAUUCGUCGGGAGCUGGGGAUUGCCAGCGCGACCAUUGUUGAUUGGUACUCGUUCACCCGGGAGGUGUACGUCAAUCACAUGGUGGACCGUUCGGAGAGGAUCGGUGGACCGCAGGCGGUUGUGCAAAUUGACGAGGCGAAGUUCGGACGGCGGAAAUAUAAUCGCGGGCGAAUUAUAGAAGGACAGUGGGUGUUCGGUGGUAUUGACGUGAACACGAAGAGGACCUUCCUUGUUCCUGUGGAAUCAAGGGACUCUGCGACUUUGCUGGCAUUGAUUCGCGAGUGGAUCCUUCCUGGCACAACAAUCAUCAGCGACUGCUGGCGGGCGUACGACUGUCUAGGCCAGGAGGGGUUCAGGCAUCUUCAAGUCAACCACUCUGUGAACUUCGUUGAUCCCGAGACUGGUGCUCACACGAACAAUAUUGAGCGUGUUUGGAGGGAGGUGCGGGCAACCAUCCCCCGGUAUGGGAUUCGGAAAAAACACUUUGUGGGAUAUUUGGCCGAAUUCCAAUUCAAGCAACGAUAUUCGCCGCUUGAACGUAUCCACCAUUUUUUCAAAGCUGCUGGCCAGCUUUACCCUCCACAGCGCUGA